GGCUAUCUCAACUCAAAACUAAUGUUAAGGUGGGAGGGUCCCUUUAAGCGUUUGCAAGUGAUGAGCGUGGCUAUAGAACUCCGUGAUGAAAAUACCAUUGCUCUUAUUUUUAUGUAUCUGGGAGUUGGAGCUGACUGAAGUUGCUGGCUGUUCCAGUCUUUUCAACUAGUAAUAUUGCUUAGAAGCACAACAAACGCACUUUGCUUUGGUUUGGUGUCCGCAAGAUAGAUCGUGAAGGUUGAGGUUAAGUGGUUGCAUGGGGCGGCGCCGAUGGACCCCAGUCUGAUACGGAGGUUGCAGCGGCUGCACGUGCUGCGGUCCGGCGGUCCGGAGCGGCGCCAGCGCGGACGCCGCAGCAUGGAGGCGCUCGUGCGCGACCUCAGCCACGCGCUCGAGGAGAGCUCCUCGUCGUCCCAUCGGCGGCGGCGCGGCUGGCGGCGCCGCUCACGCUCGGCCGGCACUCUGUCCGGCGCCCCGCCGCGCGCCUACAGCGAGGACUCGGGCAGCUCGGUGGGCGAGGCCCACCUGUCCACCGAGCGGCAGAUCUCCAGCGUCCAGGUGAGCGACUCGGAUGAGAUGGUGAGCACGGCGGGCAUCCUGUCUCACAGCCGGCGCACCCAGCGCCACCGUCUGUCGGCCACCGCCUGCCUGGCGGGCCCGCUCGGCGAGUCCGACUCGGUCAACGAGAACUUCUCGCCGGCCCGGCUGCAGCGCAGGAAGCGGAAGCUGAAGCGUAUGGCGCUGGACAGCGAGAUGUCGCAGCCGUCGACAUCCUCGGUGGGCCUGCCGCCGGGCGCCGGCGCUGGCUCUGUCUCCGAGCUCAGCCGGAAGCGCUCCAAGAUGCAGGACGGCUACAGCGACCCCAGACACGGGUCGCUGCGUCGGAUGUGGAAGCGCAAGUGUGACCGUAAGGAGGGCGGCAUGUUCCCGCCGCGCCGGCCACUGCAGGACCAGGAGGAGAUGGAGUGCAGCGACCUCGACCGGCUGCACGGGGACAUGCUGAGCAGCAGCAGCCUGAGCUCUGCCGGCGAGUCGGACGGCCUGGACGACCCGGGCGUCUACACCAACGACGAGGGGCGGGAGGGCGACGACGAACAGUCGGACUGGUACCACGAGCCGGCCGACGAGCCGCCCGAGCGGACCGCCCGGCCCGCCCGGCCCGCAGUCGCCGCCGCCGCCGCCGGCCGCUCCGGGCCCAUCAAGCCGAGCCGGGAGAUCCGCGCCGGCCGGCGCCGGCUGCGGGACCGGCGGCCCGCCUUCUCCAUCGUCUCGUCGCUCAACGACCGGGUGGCCGCCUUUCUGCAGGACCCGCAGCAGACCGAGGUGCACCUGCAGACGGGCGGCGCCAAGGCUGAGGAGGACCAGCUAGGCCACCUGGCCAACCUGUACUCGCUGAGGGUGCGCCGAGACGCGCCCGGAUCCUUCAGCGCCUUCAAGACCGGGAUGACCACGCGGGGCGUGCUCGUGUCGCCCGAGUACCAGGGCCGCGGCGGCUCGGGCGACUCGAAGCGGCGCCGGCGCACCACGCCGUCCGUGUCUGUGGACCAGUUCUGCGUGCCGGCCGAGCCGCGCGGCGCGCCGUCCGUGCCGUGGCUGCAGCCGCUGCCGCUGCCGCUGGCCGCCGGCGAGGCCGGCUGCAGCCGACCUACCAGCGGCGACGGCCACACGCCCGUGCCGCCCGAGUCGUCCAGUCCGCAGACCACCGAGGAGCCGCACUCGCCGGCCAACGACGCCGAGUAGCCGACGGCGCGGAGGGUGAGGGACUGCCAACGGACAGGGGUGAGACUGGGGACGGGGGCACAGGGGGAGAGACGGAGGGACACGUAGAGGGACGCGUAGAGAGACGGCGUAAGGUAGACACAGUGAGAGAGACGGUGUACGGAUAGAUGGAUGACAGAGGGGAGAGACGGAGGACGGGCAGAAGUAGGUAGACUGGUGAUAGACGGCGAACGGUGGAAGGUGGGCAGAGGGACGGCGGACGGGGAGGGACGGACGCAGGAGCUGACAGCGAAUGGAUAUAGACGGACGGAGAGACUGGGAUAGACACUGGUGGACGCCGGGGACUCUGAGGAAGACAGACGGAUGGACAUUGGGUAAACAGAGGAUAAGACGGCGGACGGAGGGAGGGACCUCGAGAUGGCCGACACUGGGGGUGAGACGACGGACCGCCUGCUUUCCCGCCACUUUAAGAAAGUCCAGAAUGCUGGCGCAGUCGUGUGUUUGGUUGCUGAAAGGUGGUCCGCAGUUGAGCCGAAACCUGAGUGAAACCCGUGAUUAGUAUUUAUGGCUUAACGAAUGAAUUUUUAUGAUUGAAGUCUGGUGACGCGACUAGGCAGUGUGAAGUUGUGAAUGGCGUGCGCGAGUGAAGCAUCUACCUCUGGCUAUGUAGAGCCGCGGCGGGACGCUGGUCCCGGCCCCCACCACCAGGCUGGCGCUGCCGCCAGCGCCGGGCACCCUGGUGUCGUCUCCGGUCAGCGGGUGCCCGGGCGUCGUGUACCGGUGUAGUAGAGGGACGGACAGCGGUACACCACUGCUGGUCCUGCGGGUACAGCCGUACCGGUCCGCAGCGGUCUGAAUGGACCAGCCCGGUCCAACCCGUGUUCAACACGAACCAGUCCGGUCCAACCUGUAAGACAAACAUGGUCCAAGACCAUUAGCCAACCAAGUCCAAUAUAUUUAUCGGCGCCGCCCUGCCAUUCUACAGGUCAUCUCACGCGUGACAUUCCUGAACAAUGGAAAUGGCCAUAACAGUCUAGAUGUUCUGCUUAGUGUACAGUGCGUCUGUAGAUGUUCUGUUUUACGCCACCGGAUGUCGGUGGUGGUGUGGCGGUCUUUUAGAUACUACUGGUCUGAAUGCCUCAUCGUCCGCCACUGGUGAGCUAGUCACUGCGGCGGGACACCCACCUCUGGACAGGGCCGUGUCAGUCGGAUCCCCAGGCGUGCCCGCACAGUGACCCGGGCCGCUGUCAGGCCCCACCAGUAAAUCGAUCAGCAGGUGCGGGCGGCGCUUCUGUGUGAAGUGUGAGAAAUAAUCGAUACACUACCGUGUCCGCUAACAAUCCGCUCAGGGGCUGCGCUCCUGAUUAUUGCUUGCCAUUGAUCUCGCUCGAUACAAUUUGACAGUUCGGUCGGCUAUCAAAAUGUUGUCCAUCUGUACAGAAGAAGGGCCGUAUUGUAACUACGUGUAUAACAAUACACAUCUGCGAACGAA
Molecule: messenger RNA, 3211 nt
Organism: Amphibalanus amphitrite
Lineage: Eukaryota; Metazoa; Arthropoda; Thecostraca; Balanomorpha; Balanidae
Product: G patch domain-containing protein 2-like
Exons: 10
Coding region: 271-1740 (489 amino acids)
Source: RefSeq, a predicted model, not a curated record